Molecule: messenger RNA, 2409 nt
Organism: Anthonomus grandis grandis
Lineage: Eukaryota; Metazoa; Arthropoda; Insecta; Coleoptera; Curculionidae
Gene: Rexo5
Product: RNA exonuclease 5
Exons: 8
Coding region: 395-2347 (650 amino acids)
Cellular component (GO): nucleus
Molecular function (GO): exonuclease activity; nucleic acid binding
Source: RefSeq, a predicted model, not a curated record
UAGGUUAGUUUAAAUUCCAAAUUGCUCUUAGUUAGGUUGGAAUUCGGAAAACUGUUGUCUGUUUUGGCUUUGAUCCUCGCAAAAAAUUGUUUUCUAUCUAUUCUUAUCUUACGCAAAAUAAAUGUUAUCGAAUUCCAUAAAAAUCGAAGACUUCCCGAAGAGAGCGUUCAUGAUAAAAGAAGUAAAGUUUCAUCUAGUUGUUAUAUGUCAAGACUAACCUUUAAUCCAAGUUUGUCACAGUACUUUUUAAAUUUCAUAAACUUCAUAAUACAAGAACAGCAGUUUUAAGGAACCAUAUGAAAAAUUACCUUUAAUGUGAGAAGAAACUUUUGGCUUAUUGCAUUUUUUUUUAUAUUCAAGAGGCGAUAAUCGUUUAUUAUCAAAUGGCAACAAAAUGACUGGACCUACAACUACUACGACCACUAGAACUACGUUAGUUACGGAAAUCACCGCGAAACGCAAACAAAGAAUCGAGAAUAAGAAAAAGAAAAUGUCCGCCCUCCUAGAUAUCGUUCAGUUGAACGAAAAAGAUCGACUUAAAGAAAAACACAACAAAAACGAGUCGUCGGAAGUAAAUCAGUGUUCAAUAGUUGAGGCCGAAGAUAUCGGCCAUAGUCCACUUAAAAGAUUGAAAAUUGAAAGUAGUGAAGAAGAAAUUGUCGCCUUGGGGUCUUCUGGAAAACCGAAAUUAUUCGGUGAGGAGCUGAUGGAACUGAAAAAAAUGCUUAGAGAAAAAAGUAAUAAAAUUAAAAACGCUCCGAAAUUUUGGCUAAGAGACAUGGGCGAGAAGGCAAGUCUUGCGGUCCCCCUGGACAAUCGCUGUCCACUUUUCGUCUCGGAUAUUCAACAUCUGCUGAUGUACUCGCAAGUGGGUGUACAUUCACCCUAUUCACCUGCAAGAUGGUGCAAUCUAGAACGAUACAACCGACUGAGCAACACAACCCUCCUAAUUAUAGAAAAUCUUUCGUUGUAUGAAUACGAGUCAAACGAGAGUAGAUUUCCGUUUAUCAGUACCAAUUUCGACCAUAAAAUCGAACUUAUUUCGCCGUACGCGUUUAAUAGCGAUAUGGUAAAAGAACUGUCGAUGGUACCGCUCAGCGCCACACAAAUGCGUAAACUAAUUAAAGAAUACGGCAGCUUGGAGGAUGCGGCCAAACAAUGCAACGAGGUUUUCGAUACGAUUAAUCACUUUUUCCCAAUUGCCGAAGAGGAUCAAGAAAAUCAGAAGAAUGACGGAUCUCUACCAACCAGUGAUAAGUUCCCUAGAACGAAUUUAUUGCUCUCAGGUUGGCAAAUGAUUGAAGAAAAUUUCCCGUUACCUAUAAAAGGAUUAAGAGAGCGCAAAUAUAGAGAUUACGUUUUAACUAAAGAUAGAUAUAGGAACGUCACGGCCCACAGCCCAUUAAUCGCCAUCGAUUGUGAGAUGUGUAAGACAGAGAGUGGUGACUUAGAAUUAACCAGGAUAUCGGUAGUGAACGAGAAACAUGAGAUCAUUUACGACACGUUGGUGAAACCCGGACGAAGGAUUGUCGAUUACUUGACGCGUUUCUCCGGAAUCAAUUCGAAAAUGAUGCGACCCGUGACGACCAAAUUGAGCGACGUGCAGGACAAGUUACGAACCCUUUUGCCCGACGACGCCAUUUUAAUCGGACAAUCUUUGUCGAACGAUUUACACGCGUUGAAGAUGAUGCAUCCUUAUGUCAUCGAUACAAGUGUAAUCUUUAAUUUAACUGGCGACCGAAUGCGAAAAACGAAACUUCAAGUGCUGGCACGUGAAUUCCUGCAUGAGAAAAUCCAGGUGGGCACCAAGGGCCAUUGCAGCAGUGAAGACAGCGCCGCCUGCAUGAAACUCGUGCAACUAAAGUUAAAGAAACACGUGUAUUACGGAGACGCGGUGAUGAACGCGAUUUACUCGGAACAGCGGGCGUAUCCCGAUUUGGGUUCCGCUAAUUACGCCGUCAGCAUGAUUAAGCAGUGCGUGAAAAACGGCAACGGUGCCGUUAAUUUGGUCGCGGUCGACGAGUUAUCAGACAAAUAUCGAUAUUAUAUCGAUAAACAGAGCGGGGACGGGAUCGAGAAUGUCUCCUGUACCCGUGUGGACACCAACAAAAGUGUCAUCAAACGGCUCUGCGAUCCCGACCAGAUGAAAAGUUUAAAUAUCGGACAUUUGCUGGUGGCCAGAGACUGUGUAAACGAGGAGAAAGUGCUAAAAACGAUCGAUAAAUGGGUGAACAUGAUCCAUGAAGCGAUAGCGCAGCCCGCGUUCCUGAUCGUGUUGCUGAGUGGUAGGAAGGAGGGGGGCAACGGGGCGGCUUUUCUGAAAAUAAAACGAGAUUUUAUCACAUGAAUUCCGCCGCCGUUCAUUUUGUACAUUUUUGUUUUUUGUUUCUAAUAAACGAAUCGAUUGUA